GUACAAACAAAAAUGGCCAAAAUUUCUAAGGACUAUAUUUUAGAUAUUCAUGAAAAAUUAUUAUUUGUAGAAAACUCAAUUAGAGACAAGGAUAUAUUACUUUCUGAUAUUUGUAAGAUUAGUGAUUACUUUAAUAAUAUUGAAAGCAGGAUUUAUUUAAUUCAAUUCCAUUCUAUUGAAGCUGCUGAGAAUGCACUUAAAAAGAAGCCAAGUCAAAAAAAUGCUUAUAAAGUCUUUAACGACAAAUGA
This is a messenger RNA of Dentiscutata erythropus, 249 nucleotides long. Lineage: Eukaryota; Fungi; Glomeromycota; Glomeromycetes; Diversisporales; Gigasporaceae. The record is from the annotation of a GenBank genome assembly.